UAUGGUUUGGAUUCUCUCACACUGGACCACAUUGCUGUUUGGUGUUUUCAGAAAGAGUCCUCUACUUCCCCCUUUCACUUCAUUAUCUCAAUCAGGUUUAUGCAGAGAAGAAGCUUACUGAGCUCACUGCUGGUGCUGGUGUAGGCAAGUGCUGCUUUGGCAAUCUGGGCUGACCUGGCUUGUCUACUAAGAACUCCUUCUCUAACCCUGGAGCAGGCUUCCAUGCUGCUGUGGGCGUCCUUGCUGCUCUUUGCUCCAGUCUGUGGACAAUCUGCAGCUGCACACAAACCUGUGAUUUCCGUCCAUCCUCCAUGGACCACAUUCUUCAAAGGAGAGAGAGUGACUCUGACUUGCAAUGGAUUUCAAUUCUAUGCAACAGAGAAAACAACAUGGUAUCAGCACUAUUGGAGAGAAAAGGUGACCGUAACCCCAGGAAACACCCUCGAGGUUCGGGAAUCUGGACUGUACAGAUGCCAGGCCCAGGGCUCCCCGCAAAGUAACCCUGUGCGCUUGCUCUUUUCUUCAGACUCCUUAAUCCUGCAGGUCCCAUAUCCUGUGUUUGAAGGUGACACGUUAGUUCUGAGAUGCCACAGAAGGAGGAAAGAGAAAUUGACUGCUGUGAAAUAUACUUGGAAUGGAAAAAUUCUUUCCAAUUUUAAUAAAAGCUGGGAUCUUUUUAUCCCACAUGCAAGUUCAAAUAACAAUGGCAAUUAUCAAUGCUUUGGAUAUGGAGACAACAAUGAUGUAUUUAGAUCAAAUUUCAAAAUGAUUAAAAUUCAAGAACUAUUUCCACAUCCACAGCUGAAAGCUACAGACUCUCAGCCUACAGAGGGGAAUUCUGUAAACCUGAGCUGUGAAACACAGCUUCCUCCAGAGCGGUCGGAUACCCUACUUCACUUCAUCUUCUUCAGAGAUGAGGGGGUCAUCCUGUCAGACUGGAGCCCGUCCCAGGAACUCCAGCUCCCAGCCAUCUGGAGAGAAAACUCAGGAUCCUAUUGGUGUGGUGCUGAAACAGUGGUGGGGAACAUCCACAAGCGCAGUCUCUCACUACAGAUCCACGUGCAGCGGAUCCCUGUGUCUGGAGUGCUCCUGGAGACACAGCCCACAGGGGGCCAGGCGGUUGAAGGCGAGACGCUGGUCCUUGUCUGCUCCGUGGCUGAAGGCACAGGGUACACCACGUUCUCCUGGCACCGAGAGGACACGCAGGAGAGUCUGGGGAGGAAAACUCAGCGUUCCCCAAGAGCAGAGCUGGAGCUCCCUGCCAUCAGAGAGAGCCAUGCAGGGGGAUACUACUGUACAGCGGACAACAGCUACGGCCCCGUCCAGAGCGCGCUGCUGAAUAUCACUGUGAGAGAGAUCUCAGGCAACAGAGAUGGCCUUGUCGCCGCGGGAGCCACUGGGGGGCUGCUCAUUGCUCUUCUCCUGGCCUUGGCCCUGCUGUUUCACUGCUGGCGCCGGAGGAAGUCAGGAGUUGAUUUCUUGGGAGACGAAACCAGGCUCCCUCCUGCUCCAGGCCCAGGAGAGUCCUCCCAUUCCAUUUACCCUGCCCAGGUGGAGCUUCAGUCGCUAUGUGUUGAUGUACACCCCAAAGAGGGAGAUUUGAUGUACUCUGAGAUCCAGAUUAUUCGGCUGGGAGAAGAAGGGGAAGCUAAUACCUCCAGGACACUUCUAGAGGAUAAGGAUGUCUCAGUUGUCUACUCUGAGGUGAAGACACAACACCCAGAUAACUCAGCUGGAAAGAUCAGCUCUAAGGACGAAGAAAGUCACGAGAAUGAAAAGUUACAAGAAUGAAAAGUUACGAGAAUAAAAAGUUACGAGAAUGUCCUACUCAUGUGAUUUGUCCCUUAUCCAAAGUCCCAGGCCCAGUGCAGUCCUUGUGGCCCCUGGAAUGAUCAACUCAUUCCAGCUUUCCAGUUCUCCUCAUGCAUAUGCAUUCACUCCCAGGAAUACUCAUUCAUCUGCUCUGAUGUUGGGAUGGAAUGGCGUGAAAGACUUCACUAAGAUAACCAGGAUCCACAGUUAAGACAAGACCCUGGAUUAUUUGCUGUGGGCCUGGCCUAACACAUUCCCUAGGGUCUGCAUUAGCGAAGGGGGAUAAAGAGAGAGAAUGACUGUUUUUGAAAAACAGAAGCACAAAUUUUGGUGAAUUGGGAUUUGCACAGAGAUGAAAAAGACUGGGUGACCUGGA
Chlorocebus sabaeus (green monkey) is the source of this 2188-nucleotide messenger RNA. RefSeq names its product Fc receptor like 4 (gene FCRL4). Lineage: Eukaryota; Metazoa; Chordata; Mammalia; Primates; Cercopithecidae. Gene Ontology annotation, biological process: immune response; cell surface receptor signaling pathway. Gene Ontology annotation, cellular component: external side of plasma membrane. The record is from RefSeq and is a predicted model, not a curated record. Gene Ontology annotation, molecular function: transmembrane signaling receptor activity.